ACUUGGAGCAGGGAAAGUGUAUUCCGAGUCACGGCAACUGAAUCAAGCAAAGAGUACAUCGCAACACAAAAAUAUGGAACAACAGUACUGUCGUUGUGCUAGUUUUGGAACCACCUUCAGUAGGGCAAAGCCUUAUUUGUUAACGGUCGGACUUCAAUUUGGGUUCGCCGGAGCUCUCAUCUUCUCCGUCGCCAGUCUCAACCAUGGAAUGAAUCGUUACGUUUUCGUCGUCUAUCGUAAUGCCAUCGCUGCUUUGGCCCUGGCUCCUUUUGCAUUGAUUUUUGAGAGGAAAAUUAGGCCCAAGAUAACACUCCCUGUCUUCUUCCACAUAAUGGCACUCGGAUUUGUGGAACCAGUGAUUGAUCAGGGCUUCACGUUCUUGGGAAUGCAAUACACAUCAGCAUCGUUUACCUCUGCCAUAAUGAAUGCGGUGCCUUCUGUGACUUUUGUGCUAGCAGUAAUUCUAAGGUUAGAGCGUGUAAAUGUUAAGGAAGUAAGGAGCCUAGCGAAGGUGAUUGGGACAUUGGUGACAUUUUCAGGUGCUUUGUUAAUGACACUUUACAAAGGUCCUGAAUUUAACCUAUUUCAUUCUGCAAACGCAACCCACAACCAAGACGGAGCUCACUCUCCACAAGUUGUUAAACACUGGCUCUCAGGGACUCUCUUUCUUCUCCUGGGUUGUGUCGCUUGGUCAUCUUUCUUCAUUUUACAGUCCAUAGCACUGAAAAGGUAUCCGGCAGAAUUGUCUCUCUCUUCUUUGGUGUGCUUAUCUGGUGCCGUGCAAGCUAGUGUGGUGGCGAUUAUUGCCACUCGUCAUUCUGGGCUUCCGGCAUGGGCCUUGGGCUGGGACUUCAGACUCUACGGCCCUCUCUACACGGGAAUUGUUACCUCUGGAAUAACGUAUUAUGCGCAAGGGUUGGUGUUGCAAAGCAGGGGCCCGGUGUUUUUAACUGCCUUUAAUCCUCUUUGCAUGGUCAUAACCUGUGCUUUAGGCUCCUUCCUUUUUGCAGAGCAACUUCACUUGGGCAGUAUCAUCGGAGCUGUCAUUAUCGCAUUGGGUCUGUACUUUGUGGUGUGGGGCAAAGGCAAAGACCAUUCAGACCCCACGCCAUCAUCUCCUACAGCAAAGCAAAUGGAGACACAAAAAUUGCCAAUUUCUUCAUCUGAUAUCUGACACAGAAUUCCGAAGGAAUUUCUGAAUACUGCGCUUUUGCUGCCUUCUUGCUUUCGGUCUCCACAUUCUGAAGGGAUAAUCUCAGAUUGCUCCUACAAGCAAUGCCAUUUUCUUUGCUUUAUUUUAUCAUCCAAAAAGAAAUCAUAGCAUCGUUUCAUGCGAAGAUAAGCUUUUAACCACCUUGUCUUCGGUGGUUCAUUUGCUAUUCUCCAACAAUGAAUAAACUUAUAUCUCUCAAUUCA
Molecule: messenger RNA, 1416 nt
Organism: Vigna radiata var. radiata (mung bean)
Lineage: Eukaryota; Viridiplantae; Streptophyta; Magnoliopsida; Fabales; Fabaceae
Product: WAT1-related protein At4g08290
Exons: 7
Coding region: 74-1174 (366 amino acids)
Cellular component (GO): plasma membrane
Molecular function (GO): transmembrane transporter activity
Source: RefSeq, a predicted model, not a curated record